AUCAGGAAAACAACCUUUAAUUCUACGAUAUGGUUUUCGUAUAACUUUAUGAGAUAUUGAUUUGCAUGCAGAAAUAUCUAACAACCCAUUUUGGCUUCCCCUUAUAAGUAGCCCUUGGAAUAUAGUUCACCGAUUUGAGCUCGAAAAUCAGUAGGGCUUUGCGCAUUGGCUGAAAACGAACAAACGAGCAAACAAGUCUUCCAAUAACAUGUGAUCCAGCCCCGCUCAAUCAAAAUUACCUAAAGCCAUAUCUAUAUACAAGUUAAAAUCCUAACAAAACUCGAGAAACGAAAACAGGACGAGAACUUAACAAAAUGUCCAGCGAGCAGUCGAACAAUCAACCGGAAACGGAAACGGGAACGGUAACGGAAAAUCAAGUCGAGGCUGAAUCACAAGUAGAACCCAUUGAAGUUGAAGCCUUGUCGAUCGCCAGUAUGACCAGUUCCGAGGAUGAGGCAGCAGCCAGCACUAGCCACAGUCCAUCGGGAAAAGCGGACAAGGCACAACCAAUCAGUGGCUGUGUGGUGCGAAUAAAGCGGGAAUUGCAGGAUAUACGGAAACAUCCACCACCGAAUUGCAAUGCUGAUAUGUAUGAGGAGGAUCUAUUUCGUUGGACGGCCGGUGUGGACGGACCAGCUGGCUCCGUUUACGAAGGCGGUCAUUUCCGGUUGGACAUCCGAUUUCCGUCCAGCUAUCCCUUCCGGCCGCCACGCAUCCGGUUCAACACCAGGAUAUACCAUUGCAACGUGGACAGUCGAGGUGCCAUUUGCCUAGAUGUCCUCGGGGAACGAUGGUCGCCAGUGAUGAAUGUGGCCAAGGUCUUGCUAUCCAUUUACGUGCUGAUGAGUGAGUGCAAUCCAGAGGAUCCGCUGGUCAUGUGCAUUGCCGAUCAGUAUAAGACCAAUCGUAAGGAGCACGACAAGAUUGCCAGACACUGGACCAAGCUGUUUGCCAUGACCAAGGCCCAGAAUAACGAUAAAGAGAAGGUUAAGGAAGUUGAUAAAGAUGAGGAUAAGGAUCAAGAUCAGGGUCAGAGUCAGAGUCAGGAACAGAACGCAGUGCCAAGUCAGCCAGAAAAUUAGCAGUCAAAGAAGAAGAAACAGCCAAUGCCCAAAGGUCAAAGUUUUAGCCCCAUUAAUCAGACACUAACAUAAACACACAUUAAACUAAAACCAUUCUUAUGCGCCUUUCUUGAGCCAAUAAAUUUUCAAAUUUACUUCCACUCUAUGUGAUGGCUCUAGAAUGUUUAAUCCUGAUCUGAACACAAUAUAAAUAUUAAAGUAUCUUCAAGUCAUA
Molecule: messenger RNA, 1296 nt
Organism: Drosophila eugracilis
Lineage: Eukaryota; Metazoa; Arthropoda; Insecta; Diptera; Drosophilidae
Product: ubiquitin-conjugating enzyme E2 11
Exons: 2
Coding region: 315-1082 (255 amino acids)
Biological process (GO): protein polyubiquitination
Cellular component (GO): nucleus
Molecular function (GO): ubiquitin conjugating enzyme activity
Source: RefSeq, a predicted model, not a curated record